AUGCAAAGGGGAGACAUUGUUCCGAUUCAUUUCGAUGGAAAGACUGAAUGGGCAAUUGGAAAGAGAGGUCCUUUGGCAAUGACUGACAAGGUGGCGAAAGAAACAAGAUCUCAACCAAGAUUUCAAAAUAUACUGCAACGCGAAGCCGUUUUCGUUUAUCGAGUUUCAGGUAUUGGUGUUGUUUUUGUUUCGUCAUUGGGUUCAAUGCAGCAGCACGAAUUGAAAAAGGAUGACAUAUUGGUUCUCAACAAUAGUUCAUUGGUUGUUUGGAAUUGCCGAUAUGAAAUGAAAGAUACUGACACAGGUGACUGCAUAUUCUGCCACUUCAAAGGACCCAGUGUAGCUAUAACCCAAGGUCUGAAUGCUUUAACACUAUUUAAGUGGAGCCCGAAUUAUAAAGAAACCAUAGAAAAUAUUGAAGAAGCCAUGAAAGAUUAUCCAAACGAUGAAUAA
Messenger RNA from Rotaria socialis, 453 nucleotides. Lineage: Eukaryota; Metazoa; Rotifera; Eurotatoria; Philodinida; Philodinidae. The record is from the annotation of a GenBank genome assembly.